AUGUCGGGUCAAUGGGAAGUUGUUGGCAAAAAAAAGGAAAAGGGAGCCAAGGAUUUAAGUCAAAAAGUUGGCAAACAAAGUAGAAACAAACCGGAAAAUUUGAAUGUAAAAGUUGAGGAUGUUUUGGCGAAAUCCCAAGUCAAAAACCUGUAUUCCAACGGAAAAAAUAAAGAAAACAAACCGGUGGAAGUAAAAAAAGAUGCGGGCCCCAAAAAAGCGAAAGUUCAAGAUAAGGUGCAGGAGGCCAAGCCUAAGGCGCCCAAAUCGCUCGAAAGUGCACUUAAUUUGAUUGACAGUGAUGCGUUCAAAAACAUCUUUGAGAAAAACAAGACGCAAUUUCCCGACGCCCCUAUCGUGUGGUUGAAGGAACUGUCUUCCUUUUUGAACCAAAAACUCACUGAGGUACAUGAUUCCGUUUUUGCCUCAAAACCCGAUAACUAUCCGUUGAAAAUUGUGCCCUCUGGAGUUCUAUCUGUGAUUGAGAAAGUGGCCCAAGUUGUGGAUAAAAACAACCUUUUGGUGUUUUACGACAUUGCCUUAACAUCAAUGGCCACUGAUAUGAGCAAAAAUUUGCCAGCGUUAGGUUACAAGUUGUUUCUGCAACACAUCGCCUUAAAGGAACCUAAAUUAAUUCGUGCCAAUUUGGGGAAAUAUUGUGUCUUGCGAACGUCUUAUCAGAACCGACCAAACAUCGGAUUAUCAAUUUUAUGGGCUGUAGGACAGGCUGGGAUUAGGGAUUUUCAGACGGGAUUAGCUAUUUUUCAGGAGUUAAUGUUACCGUUAAUUGAAUUGAAAAAUUAUUCACGAUUUAUCGUCCAGUAUUUGAUUAAGUUAAUUUCGGGGGCUGACCAAGCGACAGUUAGUAAAGAACAGUUCGUUUCACUUCUUGAUGUUGUGUUUUCGAGCAAGAAAAACUUUCCCAGUGAUCUUAAACAAGAUCUCGUGACAGUUGUACCAACUUUGAAGUCGUUCCUAGCGACCAGUAAAGAGCCAACUUGUGUCGACUUUUAUUUGAAGAAAAUACCAACUGUUGGAAACGACUCGUUUAAAGACUGUUUAUGUGACGUUAUCGUUGAUGGUUUUAAUCGAGAUCAGAGCAGUUUGGAGAGUUGGGGAAAAAAUUAUAGUAAGAACGUCACCUCAAGUGCCAUUCUUCUUAAAUAUAUUGCGAAAAAUUGGCAAACUCUUUCUUGUAAAAUAAAUAAGAAAGUGUUGGCGCAUACACUUAACCAAAUUCUUCUCGAAAGUAACGAAUUGAGGACUAGGAAAAAGAAAGACGAAGGUUUGAUUGAAGCCAUUCGUGUAUCAGAGGAAUUAUUGGGGAAAAUGGCCAAUAAGAAAAGCUCCCGUUCGUGGUUCAAAUUCCUCUUUUACACAACGACUUUAUUGCUCGCAAUUUACAUUUAUGCUGACACCAAACAAGCCGGCAGUUGGCAAAAAUCCAACACAAGGAAAUUCCUGGUAGAGACAGGUGUGUAUGACUACACGCAUAAAGCUGUGGGUAAAGUCCAAGAAGGUUGGCUGGUAGUGGACAACAAAAUCAAGGAAAAUUUUCCUACUUAUCGCCAAGCGGUUAUUGAGUUCUCGGAACCUUAUAUUGAGUUUUUUAAUAGUUUUGGACAAAUUCUCUGCAAUUUGUUCGCCAAUAUCAAGGAGGCUGUCAUCGAGAAGUACCCAGUGGUCGUUAAAUCGAUUGACUCAUAUGCUCCUGGCGUUGUGGAGCAGUCCCAGAACGCAGUGAGCACAGCGUGGUCAAGUUCUGUAUUUUAUGUCAACAGAAGCAUUGAUUAUUUACGUACGGAAGUUUUUGUCGGCCAGUUAUCUCCUGAAAAUAUGCAAAGGGUGGUGUAUGAGGCUUUCAACACCACUCAGACCAAGGCGACUGAAUAUUACCACUGGUUGUAUGAAAAGGUCCAAAAUACGAUCAAAUAAGGGCUGUGAGAUGGGUGUCUGAUUGUUACUAGGUUAUGGUUAGUUGUAUUUUUUUAUUCAAUUAUACUUAUUUAUUUUACAAAACACAUUCCUCGGAGCAUUUAUUAGAGUGAUGUGUUAUUCGCAUCAGGGAAGAAUAAUUUGAGUGUAUUUUCGUAAAUCAGUUUAGAUAAAGUGUCAGGGUUUUCGUUUUUAACAACAGCAAUAACAUCAAGGACUUGCCUGAAUAUUUAGUUGUAAAAAUAAAAAAAAUGUAUUAUAAAAGUAUACAGUUACCUUAUAUUGCAUGGUUCAUUCCUGCUUUUAACCAUACAAUCGGUUCUCCACUUCUCUUUUUUGACGCUGUUUGUUAUUAAAUUUUCUUUGGAAAUAAAGGAAUAUCCAGCAUGAGUUGGUCUGAUUUCGCACCAAGGACAGUCAGUUUCAAUCAGGAUUUUAUCACUUGGGAGAGCCGACACAGUUUCAAGGUUUUCCUUCGUUUUUAAAGAACUAAAACCAAUGAAAACCGCGUUUAUUGACAAAAUCAUCACUUACCAUCCGUUUAAACCAAUCAAAAAGUUCAUAUCAAUGAAACGCCGCGCCUCGUCCAGUGUACCAUCAAACGAGUGAACGACGCCACGCAAAUUCGGGUACUUCCCCAAAAUUUCGGCCAAGUCUUGCGCGGCGUUCCGGCAGUGGAGAAACAGCGGCAAGUUUGAGCUUUUCGUCAAAUUUAACUGCAUUUCAAAGUACCUAAAACCGGCAUUUUAAAUACUAUUUUUCUCCUACCAUGUAUUAAAUGACCAAUCAGAGUGCGUCACGACAACCACGUGACAACAUGUGACAGUAAAAAUAAAUUGACAUUUUGAAAAAACAAUGUAUACAGCUCGCGUUUAAUGCCGAAAAAGUUACAUUUUUUGUACUUCUUUGGGGCAGAAUUGAAGUCGGUCGUAAUCCAGGCCACACUCGCCUAUUGCCACGACUUUUCUGGCCCCAUUUUCCAUAGUAUGCUUCAUCUGUGCUAAAUAAUUCUGGGGAUCGGCCUCAAAUUCCGAACAUCGGGUUGGGUGAACCCCCACUGUUGUAAAAAGCCUCUCUGAAAAAAAAACAGAAAAAAUAUUUUCAUUGAUUACUUAGUUACCAUCAGACUCGGCGAUUUUUAGGGCCUUUCGGCUCUCGUCUAAAUUGCCUCCCGUAAUGAUGAUUUUCUCUAAGCCAGCGUCCCAGCUUCGCUUCAAAACCUGCCCCAAAUCGGGUACAUGUUUACUUGACCCAUUGUAAACCCCCGAAUACAUGAGGUCGGUCAAAUUGGCCCCUAUAUC
This is a messenger RNA of Tribolium castaneum (red flour beetle), 3233 nucleotides long. RefSeq names its product Transmembrane protein 214 (gene Tmem214). The record is from RefSeq and is a predicted model, not a curated record. Gene Ontology annotation, cellular component: Golgi apparatus; endoplasmic reticulum. NCBI's taxonomy places the organism in Eukaryota, Metazoa, Arthropoda, Insecta, Coleoptera, Tenebrionidae.